Tetranychus urticae (two-spotted spider mite) is the source of this 1083-nucleotide messenger RNA. RefSeq lists its product as uncharacterized. Gene Ontology annotation, cellular component: chromatin; beta-catenin-TCF complex. NCBI's taxonomy places the organism in Eukaryota, Metazoa, Arthropoda, Arachnida, Trombidiformes, Tetranychidae. The record is from RefSeq and is a predicted model, not a curated record. Gene Ontology annotation, biological process: regulation of transcription by RNA polymerase II; canonical Wnt signaling pathway. Gene Ontology annotation, molecular function: DNA-binding transcription factor activity, RNA polymerase II-specific; RNA polymerase II cis-regulatory region sequence-specific DNA binding.
UGUACUUUCAACAUUCACAAGUUGAACGCCAGUAACAAGUUUAAUUUCUGUGGCUCUAUUUGUUUUUGCGUUGUUUUCUUCCUCCUCAUCAUGUCCAAUGAUGAACUUGCUUCUAACGAUGAAAUUAAGGAAUUUAAAGAAGAAGGUGAAGAGGAUAAACUUGCCUCGGAAACUUUACACUCAUCAUUAAAGAAUAAUUUAAUUGAAUCGUUUAAGUUUGUGCCUUACCAUGGGAAUCCCUCGCCAUACACUUCACCUCCAUUGGAUUUACUUCACCAUCCACCACCACCGGCUCACAUGGGUGGAUAUUUGUCCAUGGACUUGCAAUCAACUAAGAAUAUUUCCAUGAGGAUUCCACCGCCAUGGCAUCCAAUGGGACUUCCACCGCCUUUCCCUCCAUACUUUCAUCCAUCUCCAACCGGGAUUUAUCAAAAUAAUUUUCGUUAUGGACAUUUUUUACCUCCCUCAAUUACCCACCAUCACCAUUUCCAUCCAAUUUUUCAAUCUUCUCACCAUCAUCAUAUACCGACACCUUCACCAACCUCACAACCACCACCACUACCACCACCGCCACCUGAUACAACACAAUUCAACCAACUUUCAUCCUCAUCUAGUAAUUUAUCAUCGUCAUCGCUUCAUCAUGUGAAAAAACCUCUGAAUGCUUUUAUGUUGUUUAUGAAAGAAAACCGUGCCGAAGUGGCCGCUGAAAGUGCUAAAAAAGAGUCAGCAACGAUAAACCAAAUUUUAGGGAAAAUGUGGCAUGCAUUAACUCCAGAAGAGCAACAAAAAUAUUAUGAAAAAGCUAGGUCUGCAAGGGAUGUGCAUCGAGAACUUUAUCCGUGUUGGACUGCCAAAGAUAAUUAUUCAGCAAACAAUAAGAAGAAGAAAAAGAGAGAAAAAUCUCGAGCUGAAGGAGCUUUGAAAAAGUGUAGAGCGACUUUUGGUCUUGACGAUCAAUCAAGUUGGUGCAAACCGUGUAGAAGAAAAAAGAAAUGUAUAAGAUUUUCAUUAAAUGAACAACGAGUUGAUUAAAAUGGAGCUUUUUACAUCUAGUGUGAAUAAAUUAAUAUUGAGAAAAUCAAA